This is a messenger RNA of Colletotrichum scovillei, 1314 nucleotides long. Its product is annotated as isovaleryl-CoA dehydrogenase. The transcript has a single exon. Lineage: Eukaryota; Fungi; Ascomycota; Sordariomycetes; Glomerellales; Glomerellaceae. The record is from RefSeq and is a predicted model, not a curated record. Gene Ontology annotation, molecular function: flavin adenine dinucleotide binding; acyl-CoA dehydrogenase activity. The coding region runs from base 1 to 1314 and encodes 437 amino acids.
AUGUCACAAAGACUCUGUUUCCUACCGCGGUCUCUUCCGUCCUUGAUGGCGAUACGUCGAACAACGAUUUCCCGCACAUCUCCCUACGGCGUGUCUAGCUUCACCUCCCGAGGCAUACACGCACGGGCUUCAGACUUUCUGCCGAGCAACUUGCCGGGGUGGAAUGAGUCGCAGCGCGCUGUUCGUGAGGCCAUAGCCAAGAUUUGUCAGAAAUACCCCGACGAGUAUUGGUUAGAGAGAGACGACAAUCACAAAUUUCCCUGGGAGUUAUACAAUGACCUGGCGUCCAAUGGGUGGCUCGGUAUCUGCAUGCCCGAACAAUACGGAGGCUCGGCACUAGGGAUCUCUGAAGCGGCCACAAUGUUGCACACCAUCUCUGAGUCCGGUGCGUGCAUGAAUGGCGCGUCGUCAGUCCAUAUGAACAUUUUUGGUCUUGAGCCCGUCGUCAAGUUUGGGACUGAGGAGCAGAAGAAACGCUGGCUCUUGCCUCUUAUUCAAGGCAAAGAACGCGCCUGUUUCGGGGUCACAGAGCCCAACACAGGCUUAGACACUCUGCGACUACAAUCGGCGGCGACCCGAGAUGGGGAUUCAUACGUGCUCAGAGGCUCAAAAAUCUUUAUUUCAACAGCACAGGUGGCUGAAAAGAUCCUGAUAUUGGUCAGAACAACACCUCUGGACCAGGUCAAGAAACCAAGCGAAGGAUUGUCCCUCUUUUACACCAAUCUUGACCGCAAGGCCGUACAAAUCACCGAGAUCCCCAAGAUGGGGCGUUCAGCAGUCGAUACAAACGUCUUAUUCUUCGAGGACUGGAAGGUGCCCGCCAACGAUCGGAUUGGAGAAGAGGGCGACGGCUUCAAGAUGAUUAUGCACGGAAUGAAUGCCGAGAGAAUCCUAGUCGGAGCUGAAGCUCUCGGGAUCGGCUAUGCGGCGCUGCGCCGCACAUGCAACUACGUCAACGAGAGAAUCGUUUUUGGCUCGCCGAUCGGCAAGUAUCAGGGUAUUCAACAUCCGCUGGCUGAGUGUUGGAUGAACCUUGAGAGUGCGAGGCUGAUGAUUUACACUGCGGCCCGACUCUACGACGAGGGAUACAAUGACGGCGAGUACGCAAACGCAGCCAAGUACCUAGCUGCCGAAGCCGCCUUCAAAGCUGCCGAGAGGGCCGUCAUGUCGCACGGCGGGAUGGGUUACGCAAAGGAGUACCAUGUAGAGCGCUAUCUGAGAGAGUCGACUCUUUCACGUAUUGCGCCCAUCAGUGGAGAGAUGAUUAAGAAUUACAUUGGACAACGAGUUCUUGGGCUCCCAAAGAGUUACUAG